CCGAGACAGUGCUGCCUCGUCGGCUUCCUCUCGCCGCACCCAUCGAUAUCCAUCUCCAUCUCAUCUCGCCACCCAAAACCCUAAACCUCCCUCCCAUUUCCGCCGCCGCCGCCAUGCAGUCGCUUGCCCUCACCUCCCCCUCCCUUCCGGCGCCGGCGACCGCAUCCGGCCGCCGCCGCCGCCGCCUGGAGCGCAUCCGCGCCACCGCGGUGUCCGACGAGCCGAAGCUGAACAAGUACAGCGCGCGCAUCACGGAGCCCAAGUCGCAGGGGGCGUCGCAGGCGGUGCUCUACGGCGUGGGGCUCACCGACGCCGACCUCCGCAAGCCGCAGGUGGGCGUCUCCUCCGUCUGGUACGAGGGCAACACCUGCAACAUGCACCUUCUCCGCCUCGCCGAGGCCGUCAGGGACGGCGUCCGCGAGGCCGGCAUGGUGGCCUUCCGCUUCAACACCGUCGGGGUCAGCGACGCCAUCUCCAUGGGCACCCGGGGCAUGUGCUACAGCCUCCAGUCGCGCGACCUCAUCGCCGACAGCAUCGAGACCGUCAUGGGCGCGCAGCACUACGACGCCAACAUCUCCAUUCCUGGAUGCGACAAGAACAUGCCAGGAACAAUAAUGGCAAUGGGGCGGCUGAACCGACCAAGUAUCAUGAUAUAUGGUGGAACUAUUAAGCCUGGUCAUUUUCAGGGUAAUUCUUAUGACAUAGUAUCUGCUUUCCAGUGCUAUGGAGAAUUUGUUACCGGAUCAAUCAGUGAUGAGCAAAGAAAGAAUGUGCUCCGCAACUCAUGCCCAGGAGCAGGUGCGUGUGGUGGUAUGUACACCGCAAAUACAAUGGCAUCCGCCAUCGAGACCAUGGGUAUGAGCCUUCCGUACAGUUCUUCAACCCCUGCUGAAGACCCACUAAAGCUAGAGGAAUGCCGUCUUGCUGGGAAGUAUCUUUUAGAAUUGUUAAAGAUGGAUUUGAAGCCUAAAGACAUUAUCACUGAGAAAUCUUUGCGGAACGCAAUGGUCAUUGUCAUGGCACUUGGUGGGUCUACUAAUGCUGUUUUGCAUUUAAUUGCUAUCGCUAGGUCUGUAGGUCUGCAAUUAACUCUUGAUGAUUUUCAGAAGGUCAGUGACCAAGUUCCUUUCCUUGCGGACCUUAAGCCUAGUGGCAAAUAUGUCAUGGAGGAUCUGCAUAAGAUUGGUGGAACACCUGCAGUAAUUCAUUAUCUUCUGGAGCAAGGUCUUCUUGAUGGUGAUUGUAUGACCGUCACUGGGAAAACUCUAGCGGAAAAUGCUAAAAUCUUCCCUCCUCUGUCCGAAGGACAGCAAAUAAUAAGGCCCCUGGACAACCCAAUCAAAUCAACUGGUCAUAUACAAAUACUUUAUGGCAAUCUUGCACCAGAAGGUUCUGUAGCAAAAAUUACUGGCAAAGAGGGGAUGUUUUUCUCAGGCCCUGCACUAGUGUUUGAGGGUGAAGAAUCUAUGAUUACAGCUAUAUCAGAAAACCCAGCGAAUUUCAAGGGGAAGGUAGUAGUGAUACGAGGAGAAGGACCGAAAGGUGGACCAGGGAUGCCUGAAAUGCUGACUCCAACUAGUGCAAUAAUGGGUGCUGGUCUUGGGAAGGAGUGUGCCCUGCUGACCGAUGGCAGAUUUUCUGGAGGAUCACAUGGAUUUGUUGUAGGCCACAUUUGUCCUGAAGCACAGGAGGGAGGUCCAAUUGGUCUUGUUCAAAACGGUGACAAAAUUACCAUUGAUGUUGUGAAGAGAGUAAUUGAUGUUGAACUGACUGAAGCUGAGCUGGAAGAAAGACGGAGGAAAUGGACGCCGCCGCCACACAAGGCUGCCCGUGGAGCGCUUUGGAAGUACACGAAGCUCGUGUCCCCUGCAUCAAGAGGAUGCGUCACCGAUGAGUAGAUCCUGCUGCUGCUGCUCGAGUAAUAAAAAAUAAAAAAUAAAAAAGAGGAGGAAUAGGAGGAGGUUUUUGAGGAACAGUUUGCAUGUAACAGUAGUUCAUGGUGGUGAUUGGUGAAGGCUGAUUGUGAUGGUAGUUCCCUUCAAUAAAAUGGCAGUUUCCUAGGUGCUCAAGCAAUGCCGAGGGAACUGCUUGCUGAAUAAUCCA
Messenger RNA from Oryza sativa Japonica Group (Japanese rice), 2103 nucleotides. Its product is annotated as dihydroxy-acid dehydratase, chloroplastic. Gene Ontology annotation, cellular component: chloroplast stroma. Gene Ontology annotation, molecular function: dihydroxy-acid dehydratase activity. Gene Ontology annotation, biological process: branched-chain amino acid biosynthetic process. The record is from RefSeq and is a predicted model, not a curated record. Lineage: Eukaryota; Viridiplantae; Streptophyta; Magnoliopsida; Poales; Poaceae.